CCAAAAAACCAACAAGAAGAAUCUAAAAGUCAUGAAACUUUUCUUUAUUGUUCUCUCUUUUCUUUGCCUCCUCCAAGCAUCAAAAGGAUUCGAUUUCGACGAAAAAGAAUUAGAGACCGAAGAGAACGUAUGGAAGCUCUAUGAGAGGUGGAGAGGCCACCACUCUGUAACGAGAGCCUCCCACGAGGCACUAAAGCGGUUCAACGUUUUUAGACACAAUGUGCUUCAUGUCCACAGGACGAACAAGAAGAACAAGCCUUACAAACUCAAGGUCAACAGAUUCGCGGACAUAACUCACCACGAGUUUAGAAGCUCCUACGCUGGCUCUAAUGUUAAGCAUCACCGGAUGCUUCGUGGACCGAAGCGCGGAUCUGGUGGUUUCAUGUACGAGAAUGUAACAAGAGUUCCGAGUUCUGUUGAUUGGAGAGAGAAAGGAGCUGUCACUGAAGUCAAGAAUCAACAAGAUUGUGGAAGUUGCUGGGCGUUUUCGACGGUUGCAGCAGUAGAAGGGAUAAACAAGAUCAGAACAAACAUAUUGGUUUCAUUGUCUGAACAAGAGCUUGUUGAUUGUGACAUUGAAGAGAAUCAAGGUUGUGCAGGAGGUCUCAUGGAACCUGCGUUUGAAUUCAUAAAGAACAAUGGUGGCAUCAAAACCGAAGAGACUUAUCCUUACGACUCCAAUGAUGUUCAAUUCUGCAGAGCUAAGAGUAUCGAUGGAGAAACUGUAACGAUUGAUGGACACGAACACGUCCCUGAGAAUAAUGAAGAAGCACUUCUCAAAGCUGUUGCUCACCAACCUGUCUCUGUAGCUAUUGAUGCUGGGAGCUCAGAUUUCCAGCUUUACUCUGAGGGUGUGUUUAUCGGGGAAUGCGGGACUCAGUUAAACCAUGGGGUGGUGAUUGUCGGGUAUGGAGAGACUAAAAAUGGAGCAAAAUAUUGGAUAGUGAGGAACUCAUGGGGACCGGAAUGGGGAGAAGGGGGUUAUGUUCGGAUAGAAAGAGGAAUAUCUGAGAAUGAAGGACGUUGCGGUAUAGCCAUGGAGGCUUCUUAUCCCACCAAGGUUUCUAAUUCCACUCCCUCUACUCCUGAGUCAGUAGUUCGCGAUGAUGUUAAAGACGAACUCUAGAGACUCUAAGGCAUUGAAAACUGGAUUUCAACGAUUCUUCUAGUGAUCUUACACUGAGUUUAAUUAUCGUGUAUUCAUCUUAAAUUGAGACGAGUUUUAUCUCCUUGUAAUAUUGGCCAGCAUAUAUUCCUUUGC
Molecule: messenger RNA, 1261 nt
Organism: Arabidopsis arenosa
Lineage: Eukaryota; Viridiplantae; Streptophyta; Magnoliopsida; Brassicales; Brassicaceae
Source: the annotation of a GenBank genome assembly